ACGCGAACAACUGUUUGGUGUUCCGCGACCCACAACUUCUAAUGUGGCCGAAGAAAUGUUUGACUCAUUGCCCACGAGAUUGGGAUUAAGUAACAGAAACUUUGGUACAACUGAAGCAACCGGAAGCUCACCAAUGGAUUCAAUUAAUAACGAAGUCCGAGAAACACCUCAAUCGAGUGCAGCAUUCGAUUCCAUUCCACUGAAUAUGUCAUCGACUCCUUCUGUUAGUCCGCGACCACAAUCAGUGAUCGCCGAAACACAGAGAGGCCCUAUAAUUGUGCCCGUAAUGAGUGCGUCCACUAAACCAAGUGUUAUAGUAUUGGCCGGUUCUAUAAAGCACUCCCAAAAUACAAACACCAGUUCUGGUUCUCAACCGCUAAGCGCUCAGCCGAGCGGUUCAUCAGUGGUUCGGGAGAGCGCCGAAAGAGCGCAUCAAUUGCCAAACAGAGGACUACAACUGAAUGGAAAUAUGGCUCAACACGACAACCUCUUGGGCCGAUGGAGACUCACAUUAGAGCUGUUUGGACGAGUGUUUGUGGACGACGUGGGCGCAGAACCCGGUUCUAUAAUCGGAGAUUUGGGUGGAUUUCCAGUCAAAGAAUCAAAGUUCAGACGGGAAAUGGAAAGACUCCGCAAUUCACAGCAACGAGACAUUAAUUUCUCGAAACUAGACAGAGAUCGCAGUGCUUUGAUUCAGCAAACGUUCAAAGAGUUGAACACAAUGUAUAACAAUUUCAGUCGCCGUAUGUCUGUCGGGACACCACUUCUCACUGUCUCUCGAGUCAAAGUAACCUUUAAGGACGAACCGGGAGAGGGCAGUGGUGUGGCCCGUAGUUUCUAUUCGGCAUUUUGUGAGGCCAUACUAUCAAAUGAAAAACUCCCGAGUCUUGAGUCGUGUCACGCGUCCAACCGUUCUCUUCAGUAUAAUUUGAUCCAACGAUUGAAGAGCAGAGAGAGGGAGAGAGAACAGGCGCGUAGAGCUUAUCAGGCGAGUCGGUCGUCACGCGAUCACACCUCUGGCACCAAUUCACGCGACAGAGCUGACAGAGAAGUGUUCACUCAUCUCCGUUACGAAGCGCCGCCUUUUGUGAUGCCCGGAGACCAAACCGCCCAACAGUCACAACAGGGCGUUAAUAAUUCAGUUAAUUUGAAUGAGUUGUUGAGUCCUCACAGACAACAGUUAGGGAUGAGACUCUAUCCCAGAGUUCAUCAAUUGAGGCCAUCGCUGGCCAGUAAGAUAACCGGCAUGUUAUUAGAGUUGACUCCCGCACAGCUCUUGACAUUGUUUGCGUCCGAAGACACACUUAGGGCUAAAGUGGACGAAGCGAUAACCGGCAUGUUAUUAGAGUUGACUCCCGCACAGCUCUUGACAUUGUUUGCGUCCGAAGACACACUUAGGGCUAAAGUGGACGAAGCGGUCGAUAUUAUACUAUCGCACGGAAGGGACACGACGUCUGACAAUCUCUUUGAGUUAGAUAUGUUUAAUUUGACCCGAAAUUCACAACCGGUGGCCAAUACGGGCGCCAAAACGACCACCAGUUGUAGCAGUUCUGCGCGACCUCUGGACGUGGAUAUGGAGGAGGAGGACGAGGAGGACAACGCGCCGCUCUUCUAUCAACCGGGAAAGAGAGGCUUCUAUUCUCCCCGACAGGCGAAGUGUUCGGCAGAAAGGAUUAACGCCUUCCGAAAUGUGGGCCGAAUUAUGGGUUUAUGUUUACUGCAGAACGAGUUGUGUCCACUCAAUCUGAAUCGACACGUCUAUAAACACAUUCUUCGGCGAACCAUUUCAUGGCAUGAUUUGGCGUUUUUCGAUCCCGUGCUCUACGAGUCGUUGCGGCAACUCAUUGUCGACACCGAAUCCGGCAAUGACUCCAUGUUUGCUGAUCUCGACCUCAGGUUUUCGGUUGAUCUGUGCGCCGAAGAGGGCGGCGGAACCUUUGAACUCAUCCCCAAUGGGCGCAACAUUGAAGUUACCACUCAAACCAUUUAUGAUUACGUCAGACGUUAUGCUCAGUACAGAAUGAUUCGCUCUCAAGAACGAGCCCUUCAAGCCUUACGACAGGGAGUGUAUGACGUGUUGCCCACCAAUGCAUUGGAAGGACUCACUGCUGAAGAUUUUCGUCUACUUUUGAACGGAAUAUCUGACAUAAAUAUCCAAUUAUUAAUAAGUUAUGUCACUUUCAAUGAUGAAAGCGGUGAUGGAAGCGAACACUUGUCUUAUUUCAAGCGAUGGUUUUGGUCUGUAGUCGAAAAGAUGACAAAUCAUGAGAAACAAGAUUUGAUAUACUUUUGGACCGGAAGUCCCUCAUUGCCGGCCAGUGAAGAAGGUUUCCAACCGAUGCCCAGUAUAACAAUCCGACCGCGCGAUGACUUGCAUUUGGCCACAGCUAACACUUGUAUAUCCCGUCUAUAUAUUCCUCUUUAUUCAUCGAAAGCCAUAUUAAGACAAAAGCUUUUGAUGGCAAUCAAAACCAAGAAUUUUGGAUUCGUUUGAAUGUGAUGUCAAGUCAAGAGCUAAUCUUAUGAAUCGAUUGAAAACAUUGAUUACGAAUGUAUUUGUGAUUUAAAUUUAUAAUUAUGUUUCGCUAUAUUUAAUGAAAUAAUUAUUCUUUCAUUAGUUUUUAAUAAAUAAUUUGUUUUUGAAAUGAAGUAA
Medioppia subpectinata is the source of this 2653-nucleotide messenger RNA. The record is from the annotation of a GenBank genome assembly. Lineage: Eukaryota; Metazoa; Arthropoda; Arachnida; Sarcoptiformes; Oppiidae.